Messenger RNA from Apus apus (common swift), 387 nucleotides. Its product is annotated as serine protease inhibitor Kazal-type 6-like. The transcript has 4 exons. Gene Ontology annotation, molecular function: protein binding. The record is from RefSeq and is a predicted model, not a curated record. The coding region runs from base 143 to 385 and encodes 80 amino acids. NCBI's taxonomy places the organism in Eukaryota, Metazoa, Chordata, Aves, Apodiformes, Apodidae.
AUUAAGGUGAGGAAUGAGGACAGCUACAGAUGGGCUCAUAAAUACACAGAAAGGCAGGUCUGGGUGUGCAUCGUGGGCUCCGGUGCUGAGACAACACCUCCUGCACACAUUGCUGGGCUUGGACUAAAGACCUACCUGCAGCAUGAAGGCAACUGGUGCCUUGGUGCUUCUCAGCUUGCUGCUGCUCUCUUUCUUCUCAGAUGUAUCAGGACAAGACAUUGAAGAGAUCUGUAAAGAAUUUGUAAACAGAAGUGUUUACUGCACGAGGGAGUCCAACCCUCACUGUGGCACGGACGGCGUCACAUACGGGAACAAGUGUGCCUUCUGCAAGGCUGUGCUGAAAAGUGAAGGCAAGAUCAGAUUGAAGCACAUGGGGAAAUGCUGAGU